This is a messenger RNA of Xiphophorus maculatus (southern platyfish), 2155 nucleotides long. RefSeq lists its product as uncharacterized. Bases 32 to 607 code for a protein of 191 amino acids. The transcript has 3 exons. The record is from RefSeq and is a predicted model, not a curated record. NCBI's taxonomy places the organism in Eukaryota, Metazoa, Chordata, Actinopteri, Cyprinodontiformes, Poeciliidae.
GCUGCCUCACUGCAGAGCAGCAGCCCGUCUGAUGGAUCUGCUGGGGACGGUUCUGCUGCUGGUUCUGGUGGGAUCAGAGGCCCAGAACCUGAAGAACGUUACUGUAGAACCGGGUCAGGAUGUGACUUUAACCUGCUCCUUUAACAGUAGUGACAUUUUCUGGUUCAUGAAGAUCCACAGCCAGUUCAGAAUACAAAUUGGACAUAUUCGUUCUUCAUUACUCCCUGUCUACAGUUCUCUAGACUUUAAAUCAAAGUUCUCCAUGUCUGGAAACCAGCUGGUGAUUAAAACCGUCUCUGCUGAGGACAGCAGGCUGUACUACUGUGGGAUGAAGCAGAGCGAUCAGAUGGUUUACAAAGACACCUUCAGUCUAUCAGUGACCGGUUUGUUCCCAGUGUUCCCAGUAACCCGGCCCACCAGUCCGUCGGUCCGUCUGAACAUCAGCUCCUCUCCUUCCUGCUCCUGUGAAUCAGAGAGGCUGACCUUCAUCAUCUACCGCUCAGCUGCGAUCCUGGGCUUCCUGCUGUCUCUGACAGCUCUGCUCUGCUUUACUGGGCGAGGAAGAGGAGGGUCCAGGAGGACGAAGCUCCUCCAGUCCGCCCAGUGAGGAUCUGAACUGGUCCCAUCAACAUUCAGCAGCAGCAGCAGCCGUUGUUUUGUGAAGCGUGAAAACAUUUGCUAACCGCGGAGCUAGCAGCUUCUCUCCUCACGCUGCCAGACUCUGAAACUUUUCCCUCUCGGCCUGUUGGAGGUUUUAAAUGUGUGACAGAGUUUAAAUUUCACCGUCCAGUUUGUUUCUGAUGGUAAACAAUAAAAACUGGAGUGUGUUUUUACCCUAAUCUAUUUGUAUCCAUGAGUUUUUUAAAGGACAUUUAAUGGCAUUUCAUUUUGUUUAGUCAAUAUUAGUGAAGCCAAACAGAAAAUCCACAUCAUGCAUUGUUGAAGGUUUUCUCUGCAGCGCUGGCGUUUAGAAAUCAGGUCACAUUUCACCAGUUGAAGGGAUUAGAAGUCAAACUAUUAAUGUUUCCUGACCUGAAUGUCAUUUUUUACAUCGUUUUCUCUCUACUUAAAAAAGCUUCAAGUGUAGAAAUGUUCCCUGAUUUCCAAGCUUCCUCCUCAGUGGUUCUUGUAAUCCCAGUUUAUAGUUGAGCAGCAGAUCAACAUCAAAACUAAAUCCAGCUGUCGAAUCCAGUCGUUACCUGACCCGUCAGCUUGUAAACACUUUUUAUUCCAGAAGAAAACAGGAAGUAUGGUUUUGAUGAGGAAGACUCUGGACAUAAGGAGGAAGGUCCAACGAGACCAGAACAGAACUUUUCAUUCACUGAGAUGGAAACGUGUCCUAGUCAAAGCUCAAAGCACAGGCCAGUUGAGUCACAUUUAAAGUGAUCAGUUCAGCAGCAGAAACCAUCCAACCUGCUGGGUCCAAAUCCCAGAAAGAAGAUGAGAGAAAGCGAGAGGGACCGAUAUACAGCGCCCACAGGAGGCCGAACGAAGAACUGCAGGAGGCUGAAGAUCCAAACUGGAGAAGCGAAGAUCCGAGGAAUCGGUUAGUAAUCCAAGAAACGUUCUGCUUUAUAGGAAACAAUUCAUCUGAUCAAUGGAUUAAUCAUGAACUGGAGGAUCCAGACGGUUAAACUGACAUUCAGAGGAGAAACGAAGGCAGAAAUAGAAACAUUUAGGAUUUAAGAUAAAAAAACAAACCUUGUUUGUCUGUAAAUGUGUUUGAGCCAAAAUCCUCCAGUUCAGUUGUAGCUUCACCUGAUUCACAUCCUGUCAAAACUUCAUUUCAAUCACCUUCAGCAUCCAGUUAUGAAUCAGUUCAUCUCUAUAUGGAUCAGGAUCAAUACAGAUCAUCCACAGUCUGUAUUGAUGUUCAGUCCAGCAAAAGUUGUGGAGCUUUUCAGAUGUUUUAUCUGCAGAUUCAUCCUUUGCUCUACACGAUCAAACGUUCACUAAAGUAACGCUGUUCUAGUAUUUGAGGCUUUUUUUCUACUUUUUACAAAGGAAUAAAAUGAUGUGUAUUUUCAUGAUAAUGUAUGAAAUCAUCUCCAGGAGAUCAUUAGCUGCAGAAUGUUCCAGUUUUAGAACAUUUGCUGUUAAAAAAUGUAAUUUGAAGAGGCUGCAGCUGCAGCUUCUGUCCACUAGAUGGCGCAGC